Messenger RNA from Cynara cardunculus var. scolymus (artichoke), 606 nucleotides. RefSeq lists its product as uncharacterized. The record is from RefSeq and is a predicted model, not a curated record. The transcript has a single exon. Bases 1 to 606 code for a protein of 201 amino acids. Lineage: Eukaryota; Viridiplantae; Streptophyta; Magnoliopsida; Asterales; Asteraceae.
AUGGUCGUUCAAGAAAAUCAGAAGGAAAAUAAAGACCAACAUGCAAUCAUGAAGGCUGCCGCAUGGGCUUGGUACGAACGCGGAUCAUGGUUCGAGCAUAAAUCAGUACAAGAGAGCGACUAUAGAAGAAAACGUGAUUACACGCCUAGACCUUCUAGGUACAAGCUUGAAGCUAUUCAAAAACCACAAAAGGAGACUCGUGAGUCACAAUCAUGUGGUGAUGGUCCGUCGUUAGAUACUGAGCAUGUUUCUGCAAGUAAACAACCCCAGAACCAACAGUGUUAUGUUCCGGUAGAUACUGAGCAUGUUGAUAAAUCUCUUUUGGAUAAGUACGAAAUAGAGAGGAUUUCAAAGGAGCUUGAUUGUUAUCUUGAGUCUAGUAGCGUUGAGCAUCGUCGCAGGUCAGUAGAUGGUGGUGAUCAUGGUGGCCGCCACCGAAGAACUGUGGCUUUGUCGGAAGGUACGAAAAGUAAGAGUAAGAGCAAGAAGAAUAAAGGGUUUUGGGCACGACGUCGAAUUGUUUGUGGGUCCAGUAGAGAUGAUGUUGUUGAGACGUCGAAUUUACUGAUAGGAGGGAGACGUCGGCCAAAAGAAAAUGCUCGAUAG